AUGUUUAGAAUUUGGAUUAUUUUCAUUUUUCUGAAAUUUUGGGCUGCAAAAAGCGAUGACUUUUCGCUGGCAUUUGACACUUCAGAACCUGUGAAUGGGGGAAAUUUGAGGUGUCUAAUCGAAAAGGGAUAUAAAACUGCGAUCUUCCGGAUAUAUGGCGACGAUAAGGGAGACAAAAUUGGAAUGAAAAAUGCUUUAAAUGCGUAUUAUGGUAUGUGGGGUGACUAAAAAUGGGAUUUUUUAUAUUGUCCUAGACAUCUAGACCAAAAUGUAAAAAAUUGGUUAUAUCUCAGAUGUACGGUAAGAUAGACGUCCAAAAUUUUCAGAGGUUUAUCUACAAUCUAUUUGGCGAUACCAUGCAAAAUUUAGACUAAUUACGAAUGCUACUUAUUGGGUUACCCACGUUUUUUAGCCCUAGUCACCUACUACAAUAUAAUACCCAAAACUCGAAUAUUUUCGUAUUUAAAACAACAAAUUUUUCCAGCCAAUCUCCCAUUUGAAGUCUAUAUCACCCAUACUUUCGAUGUUUUCCGAUUGGGUGACCAGGAAUUUGAGAAAAUGUACUGGUUUGCGCGAGACAACAACAUGAAUUUGGACCGAGUCUGGCUUCAAGUAACGGACCCAAUCAACUGGGAAUAUCAUGAGGAAAUAAAUGUGAAAUACAUCACGGAUUUUGUGAAGGCUUCUUGGGUGAGUUUUUAGACCUUAUUUUAAGUUUUCGAUUUGAAAGUUUUCGUGUCGGGACUAAAAUCAAUAUCUCAAAAUUUUCAAAAACUGAAAAAAAUAUGUAAUAUUUUGCUCUAUAUGACCAAAUAAGGUUAUAUUGGCCAUAAGAAACACUCAUAUUCGAUACGAGUUCCGUAUUUUACCCACAUUUUCAGUAUCGAAAGGUCAAAGUUGGCCUCUUUACCAGCUGGUAUGACUACAAUUUAAUCACCGUUAAUACCACAAAAAUCCAAGACGUUGAAGAUAUUUGGUAUUGGAAUCAGCUCGGUCGAGGAGUGCAGGGAGAAUCGGAGAAAGAUUUCGAAGAUUUUCGCCCGAUUGGGCCGUUCGUCAAACCGUUGAUAAAGCAAUUUGGAUCUCAAGAAACAGUAUGUGGAGUGCUCAUAAACCGGAAUGUGUACAAAAAUAUAUAUCCCCAUAAUCUACAGGGUAAUUUUAGUGGAAUUCCACUAGGAUUUGGCGCCAAUUUCACUGUAAAUAAAUAG
Messenger RNA from Bursaphelenchus xylophilus (pine wood nematode), 1211 nucleotides. NCBI's taxonomy places the organism in Eukaryota, Metazoa, Nematoda, Chromadorea, Rhabditida, Aphelenchoididae. The record is from the annotation of a GenBank genome assembly.